AUGUCAUCAUUCUCUCGACUCGUCCGAUUCAUCCCAAAAUCCUCUUCAACGCCGCUCAUUGGAGAACCAGUAGACUCUCAAUUAGAUGUCGGUUUGGCAGCUUAUGAAGGAAAACCGAUAGAAAUAAAUGUCUACUCCGGAACAUCGGUACUGACUCCUGGAGAGAAGACAGGACAGACGGAAUCUGUGGAGAAGCUCCUCAGCCCUCUCGCUCAGAACGAAGUGGGCACCAUACGGUGCAUUGGAUUGAAUUACGUGAAACACGCUCAGGAGGUCAAACUUGCCAUGCCAGACAUUCCUACCUUGUUCAUGAAGCCCAGCACCGCACUUGCGGAUCCGUAUCCUGCGCCCACCAUAAUUCCCAAGGCGUUUGUAUCUGAUAACGCUGCAGAUUUCGAGUCAGAAGUAGCAAUUGUGAUAGGAAAAGAGGCAAAGGAUGUGACCGAAGAGGAAGCUCUUGACUAUCUCUAUGGUUUCACCGCUGCCAACGACAUCUCUUCUCGGGAGAAUCAAUUCCGUCAAUCUCAAUGGUGUUAUUCCAAGUCGUUUGAUGGUGCAUGUCCUAUCGGCCCAGCUUUGAUUCACAAAGAUCAAGUCGCCAAGCUCUCAGAUAUUAAAAUUUCCGGUUCUCUCAAUGGGAAGACAGUGCAGGAUAGCGGCUUAGACGAUCUCAUAUUUUCCAUCCCGAAAAUUAUCUCUUUCCUUUCUCAGGGGACAACAUUACAACCAGGAACCAUAAUCAUCACUGGUACGCCAGCUGGAGUGGGAUGGUCAGCAAACCCUCGACUCGUUCUGAAAGAUGGCGACGAGUUCCGGGUAUACGUAUCGCAUGGUGUAGGAACGCUCAUCAACAAGAUCGUGGAGGAGAAGUAG
This is a messenger RNA of Kwoniella shivajii, 873 nucleotides long. RefSeq lists its product as uncharacterized. Gene Ontology annotation, molecular function: acetylpyruvate hydrolase activity. The coding region runs from base 1 to 873 and encodes 290 amino acids. The transcript has 5 exons. The record is from RefSeq and is a predicted model, not a curated record. Lineage: Eukaryota; Fungi; Basidiomycota; Tremellomycetes; Tremellales; Cryptococcaceae.